CUCUGCGGACUUGAGCCGCCCAGCCCUUGCGGGGAAGGAGACGCCGCGCGCCUCGCCGCUCUAGGGGGCGCGUGUGCGCUGGCUGCGCGCAAAGGACCUGCGUGGUGGAGGACGCGGCGGCGGCGGCGGUGCCUGGGUUGAGCGGCUGGCCGCCCCCCGCGCAAGAACGAGAGAGAGGCCGCCGUGGUGGGCAGGACAGCAACCAUGUCCGCGCCGUGUUGCGCUGGGCAGUUGGCCUGUUGCUGUGGUACUGCUGCCUGUUCCCUCUGCUGCAAAUGUUGCCCCAAGAUAAAGCAGUCAACCAGCACCCGCUUUAUGUAUGCCCUGUACUUCAUCCUGGUAACUCUCAUCUGUUGCGUCAUGAUGUCAAACACAGUAGCAAAAGAAAUGAAGCAUAUUAGCUUUUAUGAUGUGAUAUGCCAACAUAUACAAGCUGGUGAAAGUUGUGAGAAGCUGGUGGGCUACUCUGCAGUAUAUCGAGUAUGUUUCGGAAUGGCCUGCUUCUUCUUCAUCUUCUUCUUGUUCACAAUCAAAAUCAACAAUAGCAAGAGCUGCCGUUCAUAUGUCCACAAUGGAUUUUGGUUGAUUAAACUUCUUGUCUUGGCAGCCAUGUGCUCAGGAGCCUUCUUCAUUCCAGACCAGGAUACCUUUCUUAAUGCUUGGCGCUAUGUCGGUGCUGGGGGAGGGUUCCUGUUCAUCCUUAUUCAACUUAUCCUGCUUGUAGAAUUUGCUCACAAAUGGAACAAAAACUGGACAUCUGGCACGAAACACAAUAAGCUCUGGUAUGGCUCCCUAGCUCUCGUCACUCUUGUAUUGUACACAGUAGCGGUUGGAGCUCUGAUUGUCAUGGCUGUCUUUUACACACGCGUGAAUGGCUGUACUUUUAAUAAGAUUCUGCUUGGCGUCAAUGGUGGCCUGUGCCUGCUCAUUUCCAUGGUAGCCAUCUCACCCUGCGUCCAAAACCAUCAUCCACAUUCUGGCUUGUUGCAGUCAAGUGUUAUCAGCUGCUACGUCAUGUAUCUCACCUUUUCAGCACUCUCAAGCAAGCCACCAGAAACAAUCCUAGAUGAGAAUCAAGAGAACAUCACAAUCUGUGUGCCUGAAUUUAACCAUGGGCUGCAAACUGAUGAAAAUUUAGUGACCGGCUUGGGAACCGCCCUCCUUUUCUGCUGUAUUUUAUAUUCUUGUUUGACCUCGACAACACGUGCAAGUUCUGAAGCACUGAGAGGAAUAUAUGCACUGCCGGAAACUGAAGUAGCACGUUGCUGCUUCUGCUGUUCUCCAGAUGAAGAAACUGAUGUGGACGAGCACGUUGGCAAAAGGGGUGGCCAAAGAGUCGUUUAUGAUGAAAAGAAGGGCACCGUAUACAGCUAUGCCUAUUUCCACUUUGUUUUCUUCCUGGCUUCUCUCUAUGUGAUGAUGACCGUUACCCACUGGUUCCAUUAUGAAAGUGCUGCAAUUGAGAAACUAUUUGCUGGAACAUGGUCUAUAUUCUGGAUUAAGAUGGCUUCAUGCUGGGUGUGUGUCCUUCUCUAUCUAUGGACUCUUCUCGCUCCCCUCUGCUGCCCUACCAGAGAAUUCUUAGUGUGAAAUUUCAUCUCAGUGUGGCUUUGGAUAUAGAAAAAUAAAUCUGUCUAUUGGCUAUCCCAACGUUACCACAAAGUAUUGCUUUUCCUCAGAUGAGACGGCACAUCUUUGGAUUUUAAAACUGUUCUUUACAUUAUCUAAGAAUUGCAAGGAAUACAUUUAUUCAAAACCAACACCUAAGUCCAGAACUAGAAAAUACAAAUACUGUUACCCACCCCAGCGUAAGUAAAUCUUUUAAAUUAUGGAGUAUCCAUUGUGCAAACAUUUGGUAUCCCUCCUGUAUGAUGAAAAAUAUCUGUUUGCUCAUAGGCUUCUGAAUGUUUUUUCAGUGACUGAUUUUCUCACAAAUGAAAAGCACCUUUGUAUAGAAUUAGAAAGAGGAACAACUUGUUAGGGAUAGUUUUGUAGGUGCAGGCAAAAAUAACAUUGGCUCAAGGGUUUCUUUUUCUGUAUUAGACUCUCAUAAUAAAUUAUUGGAAAUCUGGAUUAUGAAAGAAAAGGAUUUAUGAUUAUAUAAAUAUUUAAUUUAUCAUAUUAAUGAAAGGCACCUUUAUAAAUCACUGAGUGAUGGAAUGUGGAAUUUAAGAUGCUAGACACUGUAAAUGAUGGUGCAAUUAAUGAGCAGUUACUGUGGGCUACUCUGGGAGGAAAUACACCCUGUAAAAAAUUCAUAAUGGGACCAGUGAAGAGAAAAAUAUGAUUUUUCCUCAUCUAUCUGAGCUUACCUAAUAUGCCUGAGCAAUUUGCCAUUUUGAAAUGGUUAAUACAUACUGCAUCCUCUCCAGAACUCUGAAAUAACAAAUGGAUUUGUAGGACCUUCAAAAUCUAGUGAUAAUUCAUGUGGUAAAAGUAGAAGUAGCCUGAAAAAUAUUUAGGAACAUUAAAUGUUAUUUCCAGCUGUAUGGGAUAUUUUAUCCUUCACUAUUUAGAUGGCAGUCUGCUCCUCCAAAUAUGUUUGUAUGUUAAUAACUUGCAAUGUUAAAGUGCAAUUAUGAGUAGAGAUUAUAGUGAGAGCAUUUUUUAGUUAUAAUAUUUCAAAAUACCAAUGUUGUUCUCCGCCUUGAGCCCUAUGGAGGUAGGGCAGGAUAUAAGUUGAAUAAUUAAAAUUUAAAAAUUAAAUUAAGUUAAAAUAAUUAAAAAACGGUGUUGAAAAUUAAGACGUUACCUUUCCAGCUCUUUAUUAGGCAUUAACAUGAGAGAUUAUGCCUUUGACACUCUCCUUUUUGGAGAAAUCCAUCAUUUGGCUAAGAGCUAACUUUUUAAAAUAAGUUUUUCCUUUUUAAUCCUGAAGAAAUUUAUAUAAGUUGGCUCACAUGAAGCUGUUUUAAUCAGCGGUUCAUAUGAAAACAUGUGUCAGCUGUUACAUUACUUGUUAACUAGCGGGAUGUCAUUAUUUCAUUUUAAAGUUAUCAUAUGCCACUGUUUCAAAUUAAACAAAUGACUGGAAGUCAUUUAAAUAAUAAUAUUCUGUUAACAGAGUAGCUGUGAUAUAUAGACUACCCUAUCGCAGUCUAUAUAAAGAAUCAAAGCAUGGUAAUAUGGCAAAGGCAGAUUUUCCCAUUAUUAUCAAUGUACCUUCCCUGGUAGUAUUGGUACAGCCUGGUAGUAUUGGUACAGCCUGCCUGUGUAACGGUACCAUGCUUUGAUUCCUGCGUACCUUAUUAAUUGCAGCUUCGUCUUUAAUUUUAUAUUUGCUUAAUAAUUGGUAAUAGCAGCCAUCUGCUCGCAGAAGAUAAGGGAGUGCAUGCUUUCAAGGGAAAUCAGAGUUCCUAAGCAGAAGGCUUAAACCCACUAGAAGUUAUUGAUGGUCCUGUUCUGUGUUGUUUGUUCUAUUUAUCAUCCCUCUUUUCUUCGUAGUAACUUUUGGAGGACUUGGUGAACUUAAUGGAGCUAGAAGCUGUAUAGAGCAUAUUUUGGAGUGUUCCAAAGCAGAAAGCAGCCGCGCUGCUUAAGAAGUUUAACAUUAAGAAUUGGAGACAUUUAGGCAAUCAGGGUAUUAGGGAAGGCCAGUUCUCUGAGCACAGAGCUGGUGGUACCUGGUUGCUUACCAGAUCAGUGUAAUAAAAUGUAGCAUUUGUGCUUUUAAAAGUGGCUGUGGGGAAGGGUGAGAAUUGUGCAUUUGUCCUGAAAGCUGUAUUCCUCUGUUCACACACUAAAUAAUGUACACUGAUGGAAUUGUUAAUGCUACCUUGAUUCAAUUGUUAUGGGUUCUGGGCCUACUGUUUUUCUGUGAAUUGUAGCUAUCUUUUUGUGUGUGUUAAUAUGAAAUGAUUCUUGGAAAUAGAUGUAGGUUUUCCAUUUUCUGAAAUUCAAAUUCUUUUGUAGAUGUGCAUGUUGAAAAGAUCUUGGACAGCCUAAUCCAGGGCCCUGAGGUGACCAACAGUGGCACUGCUGCAGUGCCACCCUGCCACCUCCAGAGGGCUUUUCAGCAGCACAGGGAGGCCAAAAACAAAAAAAGUAUCCCCACCACCACAAAGCCUUCCAAUGGGCUUAGUGGGCUUAUGCCACCCAAAGGGUGGUGCAAGUCCAAGGCAUUGGCAUCCUGGGAGGCACUGCUGGGGUGGAAGUCAACUAACAUCAGUUCCAUCCCUGGCCACCUCCAAUACACCAUCAGAGCCAGUGGGGAUGCUGACACAUCCCUUUGCGCCAUGUUGGGGCAUUCUGGGAGGCCCCAGCAGCCACCCACCAGCAAAUUUGCCCCUCUAACAGGGUAAGUUCCCCAGGGAAGGCAAGUCACUGGUGUAGGGCCCCACUACCUCCACAACUGCCUUGGCCUCCCCCCACUCUGAACUGGGCUGUAAGACUUAUUAGAUAUAUUGCAUAGAGUGAUCUCUUGCCUUUUGAGCCUAUUACACAAAAGGGAGCUGGGUUGAGCUCAGGAAGAGGAAGUGGUGCUACUUUCUCAAAGUGACCUUUUAAUCAUCUCCAGCUCUUGCUCAGAUGCUGAAUCUAACCUCUUCUGGAGAAGGGAAAACGAUUUGUUAAUGCAACAGACGGCAACUGCAAAAGACAAAAUGGGGUUUGUAACAUGCUGGUGGUGCUCAAUCAUGACCCUGCCAAAGGGAAUCCCAGGGACCAGGUCAAAAUGUACUCCCUUUCUUACACUACUGAUAGCCUUUUCUAAAGUUGGAAGGAAUCUAAUCUAAAUGACAUAAUUCUGCUGAAACAUUUAAGGCAUGCGUAUUUAGAGCACUCUUAAGGUCUUAUGAGGUGCAAUCUUUUUACUGGCUUUUUUUCCUUUCUAAAUUAUAUUACCUUGGAAUGGCAGCAUAAUUCAAGUAUAGUUCAUUUCCCCACUAGAUUCUUUCCCAAAUAAAGUUUUCUUCUGUCCACUCUUAUCAGAUAGUCCAAAUAAUCUUGAAUUCCCAGCAUUGCUACAUAGGGCAAUUAACCAUAAUAUAAGUAUGUUUUUUAUUUCGCUAAAAGGAAUUGAAAACAAACUUGAAAACAGCUCCAUCCAUAAGUCUGAGAGAGGACUAUCAGAUGCCAUGUUCAGGAAAAUGGGCUGUCGCAUUACUCUUGUGCCUCAUUGAGUAAAAUGGAGUAGUUGGGUCCAAUCCACAGUACUCUGCAGUACUUUCUCCCUUCCAAUGUACUACCAGUUUCUAUUAUUUUCACAUAUAUUAUCUAACAGUUCCUACUUAUUUAGAGUGUUUUUAUGUAUGUUUCAAUGACUGAAUACACGCUUAAGGUUUUUUUCAUAAGGUUUUUUAAUGUGUUUUUUUAAAAAAUCUUUUGAUACAACUUCAGCCUUUUUUUAAAAAAAUGUGUUUGUGUGGGGAAAGAUUUUGUUCAGAAUCGUAACUGACACUGGUUACAUUUUGAGUCUAUGAUAUGUAGAAAUCGUAAGACUUCCUAUGUUUUUAAGACUUCAAGAAAAAAAUAAUACAAUGUACACUGUAUAAGGUUUUUAAAGCAUGUUACUUGGUUUUCUAGAAAUAACUACAUAUUGAGUGAAAGUAUCAUACUCGUUUAAUAGACGAAUAAACUUUUGUUCAUUUGAAAAUA
Molecule: messenger RNA, 5595 nt
Organism: Sphaerodactylus townsendi
Lineage: Eukaryota; Metazoa; Chordata; Lepidosauria; Squamata; Sphaerodactylidae
Gene: SERINC5
Product: serine incorporator 5
Exons: 12
Coding region: 205-1590 (461 amino acids)
Cellular component (GO): membrane
Source: RefSeq, a predicted model, not a curated record